GCGCCGGGGCCCAUGUGGGGAGGAGUCGGAGUCGCUGUUGCCGCCGCCGCCGCCGCCGCCUCUGCUUGUAGCUGCUGGACCCGAGUGGGAGUGAGAGGGAAACGGCAGGAUGAAGUUCGCCGAGCACCUAUCCGCGCACAUCACUCCCGAGUGGAGGAAGCAAUACAUACAGUAUGAGGCUUUCAAGGAUAUGCUGUAUUCAGCUCAGGACCAAGCACCUUCUGUGGAAGUUACAGAUGAGGACACAGUAAAGAGGUAUUUUGCCAAGUUUGAAGAAAAAUUUUUCCAAACCUGUGAAAAGGAACUUGCCAAAAUCAACACGUUCUAUUCAGAGAAGCUCGCAGAGGCUCAGCGCAGGUUUGCUACACUUCAGAAUGAGCUUCAGUCAUCACUGGAUGCGCAAAAAGAAAGCACUGGUGUUACUACGCUGCGACAACGCAGAAAGCCGGUCUUCCACUUGUCCCAUGAGGAGCGUGUCCAACACAGGAACAUUAAAGACCUUAAACUGGCCUUCAGCGAGUUCUACCUCAGUCUUAUCCUGCUGCAGAACUAUCAGAAUCUGAAUUUUACAGGGUUUCGAAAAAUCCUUAAAAAGCAUGACAAGAUCCUGGAAACAUCUCGUGGAGCAGAUUGGCGAGUAGCUCAUGUGGAAGUGGCCCCAUUUUAUACAUGCAAGAAAAUCAACCAGCUCAUCUCUGAAACUGAGGCUGUAGUGACCAAUGAACUUGAAGAUGGUGACAGACAAAAGGCUAUGAAGCGUUUACGUGUCCCUCCUUUGGGAGCUGCUCAGAUAAUUAAAGAAGACAUUGUGGAUUUUAUUACUAACCAGUAUAUUAAUAUUCUUUCAGCUGUAUUUAAACUUGAAGCAAAUAGAAGUAUAUGGCCCUUGAUAAGAAUCUAUCGGGGUGGCUUUCUUCUGAUUGAAUUCCUUUUUCUACUGGGCAUCAACACGUAUGGUUGGAGACAGGCUGGAGUAAAUCAUGUGCUCAUUUUUGAACUUAAUCCGAGAAGCAAUUUGUCUCAUCAACAUCUCUUUGAGAUUGCUGGAUUCCUCGGGAUAUUGUGGUGCCUGAGCCUUCUGGCAUGCUUCUUUGCUCCAAUUAGUGUCAUCCCCACAUAUGUGUAUCCACUUGCCCUUUAUGGAUUUAUGGUUUUUUUUCUCAUCAACCCCACUAAAACUUUCUAUUAUAAAUCCCGGUUUUGGCUGCUUAAACUGCUGUUUCGAGUAUUUACAGCCCCCUUCCAUAAGGUAGGCUUUGCUGAUUUCUGGCUGGCCGAUCAGCUGAACAGCCUGUCAGUGAUACUGAUGGACCUGGAAUAUAUGAUCUGCUUCUACAGUUUGGAGCUCGAAUGGGAUGAAACUAAAGGCCUAUUGCCAAAUAAUUUAGAAGAACCAGGAAUUUGCCACAAAUAUACAUAUGGUGUGCGGGCCAUUGUUCAGUGCAUUCCUGCUUGGCUUCGCUUCAUCCAGUGCCUGCGCAGAUACCGAGACACAAAAAGAGCCUUUCCUCAUUUAGUUAAUGCGGGCAAAUACUCCACAACUUUCUUCAUGGUGACGUUUGCAGCCCUUUACCACACUCACAAAGAACGAGGUCACUCGGACACCAUGGUGUUCUUUUACCUGUGGAUCAUCUUUUGUAUCAUCAGUUCCUGCUAUACCCUCAUCUGGGAUCUGAAGAUGGACUGGGGUCUAUUUGAUAAGAAUGCUGGAGAAAACACCUUCCUCCGGGAAGAGAUUGUAUACCCUCAAAAAGCCUACUACUACUGUGCCAUAAUAGAGGAUGUGAUACUGCGCUUUGCUUGGACUAUCCAAAUCUCAAUUACCUCUACAAGUUCGACGCCUCAUUCUGGGGACAUCAUUGCUACUGUCCUUGCCCCGCUUGAGGUUUUCCGGCGAUUUGUGUGGAACUUCUUCCGCCUGGAGAAUGAACACCUGAACAACUGUGGUGAAUUCCGUGCUGUGCGGGACAUCUCUGUGGCCCCCCUAAAUGCAGAUGAUCAAACACUCCUAGAGCAGAUGAUGGACCAGGAUGAUGGGGUGCGAAACCGCCAGAAGAAUCGGCCAUGGAAGUACAGCCAGAGCAUAUCCCUGCGCCGGCCUCGCCUUGCUUCUCAAUCCAAGGCUCGUGACACUAAGGUAUUGAUAGAAGACACAGAUGACGAAGCUAACACUUGAAUUCUCUGAAGUCUGGAUUAACAUCAUUGGUUUUCCUACUCUACAAUUCUUUCCUCGACCAACGCAACCUCUAGUACGUUUCCAGCUGAAAACAGGAGAAAAACACAUAACACAUUUUCCGAGCUCUUCCGGAUCGGAUCCUAUGGACUCCAAACAAGCUCACUGUGUUUCUUUUCUUUUCUUCUGGUUUAAUUUUAAUUUUCUAUUUUUAAAACAAAUAUUUACUUCAUUUUGCCAAUCAGAGGAUGGAACAAAAACAUAGUAUCUUACAGAUUGUUUACAAUCACAAGGACACAGAUACCUAUCAAGAUGAAGAACAGGCAUUGCAAGGACCCUGCGAUGGGAUGGUUCCGAGAUGGCUCGGCUUCCGCUAGGCCCGGUUUUGACUGGUUGAAACCGGACAUUGGUUUUUAAAUUUUUUGUCAGUUUAUGUGGAGAAUUUUUUCCUUUCCUUCAUAUCCAGCGCAAAGGCACUGGCCGCACUUGCAGGAAAAGUGCAACUUAGAGCAGUACCUUCAUUCAUGAAGCUACUUUUUAAUUUGAUGUAACUUUUCUUAUUUUGGGGAGGGUUGCUGGGUGGGUGGGAAACAUGAUGUAUUUGUUACAUACAGUUUUCUCAUUAUUUAUGAAACUCAACCAUAGAGAACGAUAUGGCUUCUGUGCAAUGGAGGUGGUAUCCGUGAAAGAAGACAGGGGACACUGAUGUUGGGUGACGUUUAUGACAGUCAGUCCCACGUACCUUUUUUGGGAGACAACUUGCACCAGUUUGACUUUUUCUUUUCUUUCUUUUUAAUUUUAAGCCAAAGUUUCAUUACUGACUUUUUAAGUUGCUGCUGCAGUAGAGUCCUGAGCACAUCUCUCAUAACAAGGCACCCCCACACUUCCGUACCCCCAGUUGAACUUCAUAGAAGAGGUUCUGAUACUUUUUUAAGUUUUUAUGGAACAGAUGUGGAAUACAUUUGCCAUAUUUCAGCUGUAACAACUGAAGUUAUGCCUUACUAUGUUCCAGCGUGUAGGGUAAUUGUAGUGUAACCUUUACUAACUCUGAAUUAGAAGAUGGCUAUUUCAGAGACUCUACACCCUCAUUAGAUAGUUUUUUGAGCUCAACCACUUUAGCCAGAAUUUGAUCAAAUUAAAAGUCUGUUGUGGGGAAACCGUAUUUUUGAGUGCAUGGAACAAAUUAUCCUUCCUCUUUCACAUUACAUUGAUACAAAAGACCUUGGCAGCCAUUUCUCCCAGCAGUUUUCAAGAUGAACAUUUAAUUUCAUGCCUUCCCAUGAUAGAAAACCUGCUUUUAAAAUUUCGGGGGUCUAAACUUGGUCAUACAUAAAAAGUAUAUUUCUUAGAAAUUUCAGACUAUUAUGAUCUAUC
Molecule: messenger RNA, 3547 nt
Organism: Propithecus coquereli (Coquerel's sifaka)
Lineage: Eukaryota; Metazoa; Chordata; Mammalia; Primates; Indriidae
Gene: XPR1
Product: xenotropic and polytropic retrovirus receptor 1
Exons: 14
Coding region: 110-2176 (688 amino acids)
Biological process (GO): phosphate ion transport; cellular response to phosphate starvation
Cellular component (GO): Golgi apparatus; cytoplasm; plasma membrane
Molecular function (GO): inositol hexakisphosphate binding
Source: RefSeq, a predicted model, not a curated record